This is a messenger RNA of Diabrotica balteata, 891 nucleotides long. The record is from the annotation of a GenBank genome assembly. Lineage: Eukaryota; Metazoa; Arthropoda; Insecta; Coleoptera; Chrysomelidae.
AUGGAUAAGUCAAAAAGUAAAUUAGUGUCUAGCAAAUUCAAACUCUAUUCAUUUAGUGCAUCAAAUACCGCCGAACCUGAAUCCGAACACUUUGAAAAAUGUCCCAGAGCAAGACCUAUGGCAACAGUACUGGCCAUGAUUAUUCCAGGAUAUUUAGCAGCCAGUUCUUUUGGCUGGCCUUGGAUAUUUUAUACCUCCAAUAUUAUGGCCCUAAUUUGGUGCCUCUCGUUCCUUAUUUUUUCAUAUGAAAGACCUUCAGCUCAUCCCAAUUUAUCGAAAAGGGAACAAAUAUACAUAGAAAAAUCUAUUGGUAAUAAGAAUAAGAAAAGGAGUGGUGCCAUAGCAGCCCUACCGUAUUUAAUGCAAUUUUUGGCUGGAUAUGUGUUCAGUUUUAUUUCGGAUUAUCUACUAGGUAAAAAUGUUUGGUCCAUUGGUACUGCACGAAAAACUAUGAAUCUUAUCGGUUGUUUGGGACCAGCUUUAGCGCUGGUGCUGCUUCAAAGUGGAGGACCAGAACAUGCUGUGAAAGCAAUUGUGUUACUAACAAUAGCGAUUGCAACAUCUGGAGCAUGUUUUUGUGGAUAUACUAUAAAUCACAUUGAUCUAUCACCAAAUCAUUCCAGUGUGUUAGUUGGAAUAAGUAAUGGUCUCGCACAAUCGUGUGGGUUUUUAGCCCCUCUCUUUGUACAGGGUGUGGUAACAAAUGAGGAAGAUCCUAGUCAAUGGAAGAUUGUUUUUUACACGGCGGCAGUUAUAAAUGUUGUAGCAGGAGUUAUUUUUGCAAUUUUUGGAUCUGGUAAAGUUCAGUCCUGGGACAGUAUUGUCUCAAAAGAUACAAUCAGAACACAAGAAAAUGUAGAAGAUGUUUCAAAUCAAGAAUUAUUAACAUGA